GAGCAGCAGCAGCCGCCCUGCGUCCCGCCGAGUGGAGCAGGGCGGGACCGCAGUUUGCCCGCGGAGCAGCCGGAAGUGGCGGAGCCUUCCGGUGUGUGUGUGGGCGGGGGGGAGGGGGUGUGAGGUACGACGCCGGCCCGGCGACAACGGAGAAGCUGUGAGGGAAGGUCGGUCGGAAGGUGUCGCCGCCGCUGCCGGUGCCCGGGCAAGGAGCGGGCAGGAGGAGGAGGAGGAGAAGCAGCACGGACAGCGACGCCCCCCUCUCCCCUCCGCCGCCGCCGCCGCCUCCCCGCUCCCCUCGGAGACGCCAUCAUGAAGAAGCAGUUCAACCGCAUGAAGCAGCUGGCCAACCAGACGGUGGGCAGAGCGGAGAAAACUGAAGUCCUCAGUGAAGAUCUGCGACAGAUUGAGCGCCGUCUCGACAACGUGAGGUCCGUAUGCCACACUUCCUGCAAGAGGCUAGGCAUGUGUUUGCAUGGGCAGUUUGGAACAGAUGCAGAAAAGAGACAUAAAAAGCUUCCUCUCACUGCUUUUGCUCAGAAUAUGCAGGAAGGCGCUCUGCAGCUAAGCGAUGAAACUUUGCUGGGGAAAAUGCUGGAGACUUGUGGUGAAGCAGAAAAUAAGCUAGCAAUGGAGCUCUCUCACCAUGAGGUUCAGGUUGAGAAAGAUAUUUUAGAGCCACUGAGCCUCCUCUCAGAGACGGAAAUCCCCAACAUUCAAAAACAGAGGAAACAGCUUGCAAAACUGGUGCUGGACUGGGAUUCUGCAAGAGCCAGAUGGAACCAGGCCCACAAAACUUCAGCCACCAACUUCCAGGGGCUUCCGUCUAAGAUAGAUUCCCUCAAGGAGGAGAUGGAUGAAGCGGGGAAUAAAGUCGAGCAAUGCAAGGAUCAACUUGCAGCGGACAUGUAUAACUUCAUUUCCAAAGAAGGCGACUACGCCCGCUACUUUGUCUCUUUAUUAGAAGCCCAAGCAGAUUACCAUAGAAAAGCAUUAGCAGUCUUAGAAAAGGUGCUCCCUGAAAUCCAGGCCCAUCAAGACAAGUGGACUGAGAAGCCAGCUUUUGGGACUCCCCUGGAAGAGCAUCUCAAGCGCAGCGGCCGUGAAAUUGCCCUCCCGAUUGAGGCAUGUGUGAUGAUGUUGCUGGAAACUGGCAUGAAGGAGGAGGGCUUGUUCCGGAUCGCGGCUGGAGCUUCCAAGCUAAAGAAGCUGAAAGCCGCUCUGGACUGCUCCACCUCGCAGCUGGACGAGUUCUACUCUGACCCUCAUGCUGUGGCAGGUGCCCUGAAGUCUUACCUGAGGGAGCUGCCAGAGCCGUUAAUGACCUACGCCCUGUACGAAGAGUGGGCGCAAGUUGCAAACAUACAAGACCAGGACAAGAAACUUCAGGACCUGUGGAGGAUUUGUCAGAAACUGCCAAAGCACAACCUGGCCAAUUUCAGGUACUUAAUCAAAUUCCUUGCAAAGCUCGCUCAAUACAGCGAUGUUAACAAGAUGACGCCCAGCAACAUUGCCAUCGUGCUGGGCCCAAACCUGCUGUGGGCCAAGAAUGAAGGCUCCCUUGCAGAAAUGGCAGCAGCAACAUCCGUGCAUGUGGUAGCAGUUGUGGAGCCGAUUAUCCAGCACGCCAGCUGGUUCUUUCCUGAAGAGGUGGAUUUCAACGUGUCAGGAGCCUUUGUGGCACUGCCUGCGGUGAAUUCGAAUCACCUGCACACAGGGAAUGACUACGACUCGGGGACCUUGGAGCGGAAGAGGCCCAUCAGCAUGGCCGUGAUGGAUGGGGAGCAGCUGAGGAAGGAAGGCUAUGGUGUCAAGGUUAUGGACUUCCAGGCGAACCCCAGGAGAAGUGGCACUAUAAGUAGAAAGCACACAGCCCCAGCUUUCCAGCCACCACUUCCGCCCACUGAGGUUGGCCCGCUGGCACAGGCCACAGCGGAGCAGCACCCACAGGGCCCUGGGGCUGAGCCUGCCCCCUUGGGUGCUGCGUCCGCCCCCCUUCCCGGCCCAGCAGAGCAGUCCCAAAGCCAAGGCGCUGAGGACAGCAGCAGUUCAAAACCAAAGGACCCCACAACUCCUCCUCCCACGAGGAACGGGGGGCACGGAAGCGCUGCUCAGGCCUACCCACAGCCCAGCGCUGGCACCAGCCAGCUCUCCGUGGGGCAGUCGCAAGUCUCUGCGGGGCCAAGUCCACAUGCCGUCAGGCGAGCCGUGAAGAAGCCUGCCCCAGCCCCUCCAAAGCCAGCCAACCCACCUCCCGGGCAGCCAGGGAACCAAAGUGCCCCCUCCGCCCCUCAACCGCCCUCCGUUUCCCCAAAGCCCCCCACUAGAAGCCCUUCUCCCCCCAGCCAGGGAGCCCCCCAGCCCAGCCCUGUCCCAUCCCAGGGCUCUGCCCCCCGACGGUACUCCAGCAGCCUCUCCCCCAUCCAGGCCCCCAGCCACCCGCCACCCCAGCCACCCAUGCAAACAGCGGCCACUCCUCCUCUCCAGCCAAAAGCCAACACUCCCAGCUCUUCCCCGCCUGGGUCUGAGCCCAGCCUUGAUCAGCCCUCGCCCACUCCUCCCCACACGCCCACGCCCCCUGACACCCCACCUCUGGAGAAGCACAACCCUGCAGUCGCCUCCCCGGCUCCUCAGCCCCUCGCCCAGGAUGCUCAGUCGCCACCUCCUCAGAUGGGCACGUUGCCCAGGCCGAGGCCCGUGCCCAAGCCGAGGAACCGGCCCACCGUCCCCCCUCCACCGCAUCCUCCUGCUCCUCACCUGGCCGGAGACGGUCCUCUUCCUGGUCCCCCUUCAACGGCAUCCCGCAUCGUGACCGACUCUAAUUCCAGUAUUCAAGAGCCACCACGAGGCCUCCCUGCCGUGGAACUUCCAACGGAGUCGUCAGCUUUGCCAAACCAGAGCUCCCACAACCACCUUGUGCUCGACAUCAAUCACAAUACCGAAAGCACCGCUUUAUAAACGAAAGAAACCACUCCAGGGCCCCAGCUGCUCCUGCCCCAGCGGGAACCUCACCAGUCAAGGCUCUACAGUGAGGAGCUUAUGGAAAUCGAAAGAUGGGGUGGGGACCCAACCUUCCCCUUUGCGUCUCCAGAAAAGAAACACCUACCCCGCUAUCCAAAGAAGUUUAAUGACCUGUGUCUUGACCAAGGUGCCUAAGCUGUGGCUGGGAUGAUGAUUGUCUGGCUGCCCCCGAAAAGUAUAUCAGAAGCUUAAUUGCUGCUGUUAACAGAGACGGCUGAACAAUUCCAAGAGAAUCCAAAGCAAUGCAUGUAUAAUGGAAACAACCUUUUAAAGGCCUCUGUUGAACUCUUCCUCUUAAUUCUUUUUUUUUCUUUUUUUGCUCUUACCAAGGAGAUGGCUCACAAGAGACUUUCCGUCUCUGACAUGCUGCAGACUUUGUUAAAAUAUGAACCAAAAAAACA
Molecule: messenger RNA, 3422 nt
Organism: Lacerta agilis (Sand lizard)
Lineage: Eukaryota; Metazoa; Chordata; Lepidosauria; Squamata; Lacertidae
Gene: ARHGAP17
Product: Rho GTPase activating protein 17
Exons: 20
Coding region: 313-2958 (881 amino acids)
Biological process (GO): regulation of actin cytoskeleton organization; signal transduction; regulation of Rac protein signal transduction
Cellular component (GO): cytoplasm; cytosol; intracellular anatomical structure
Molecular function (GO): GTPase activator activity; protein binding
Source: RefSeq, a predicted model, not a curated record